Molecule: messenger RNA, 1262 nt
Organism: Lytechinus variegatus (green sea urchin)
Lineage: Eukaryota; Metazoa; Echinodermata; Echinoidea; Temnopleuroida; Toxopneustidae
Exons: 5
Coding region: 107-949 (280 amino acids)
Source: RefSeq, a predicted model, not a curated record
AAAAAAGGCCAGAGAAGUACCACAUCGUGAAGAAAAGAAGAUAUAGACUUAAAGGAGCAUCAAAUCCCUAGCUGUAACAUCGGAAUCCAGGACAUUCUAAUUCAAGAUGACCAAUCUAUUACUCUGGAUGAUUUCUGUUACCACUAUUGCUACUGCUUCUGGUCUCACCAUUGACGUAGACGGUCCGAUCAGUGGUCCGUGUUCUCUAUGUCCAGAAGGAGCUCCCGGUCCCCGUGGACCACCUGGAGACAUUGGCCUACCGGGAAGAGACGGUCGUGAUGGGAGGGACGCUUCGUGUAAUGGCCAACUAUCAGGAAUGCCGAGUCCUGUAGAUCAAACGAAUGAUGGUAGCAGUGAAAACACGAGUGGUAGUAAUACAGUAAUCAAUGUCAAUAGUAGUGGAGCUGUGUAUAUAAGAUGGGGUAGAGAUGUUUGUGUUGAUGGAUCAGAACUGGUUUAUGCUGGAACUGCAGCAGGAGCUCUCUACACACAUACAGGAAGUGGUUCUAACUAUCUAUGUAUGCCACCUGACCCUAUUUAUGAUGAACAUCAGUCUGGUGGACAUCGUGGUCUGCUGUACUCUGCCGAAUAUCAGACCAGCAAUGCCAUCGGUCGUCUCCAUGGUAUCCACGACCACACACCAAAAUGUGCAGUCUGUAGGGCGCCCUCAGGACGAUCUACCAAAUUGAUGAUCCCUGCGCGGAACGAGUGCCCUUCUGACGAGUGGCGCCUGGAGUAUAGUGGUUACCUCAUGUCAGAUUAUUAUGGCCACAAACGUACUGAGUUCGUUUGUUUCGAUCAUGACAUGGAAGCAGAGCCUGGUACAGCUGGAAACGAAAAUGGGGCUCUCUUCUACAUGGUAACAGCUACAUGUGUGGCCGGAACUGGGCUUCGUUGUGGACCCUAUAUUGACGGUCAGGAACUCACUUGCGCUGUGUGUACGAUUUAGAAAUUGUUAAGAUCGUGUGAUAAUAUAGUGCGUACGUUUAAUUAUAUCUGUGUAGUGUAGUUCAUCUAUUGAAACAUGCAGUGGACAAAAGGAAUUCCCGAAGGAAUAUUUUUCAAUUCCAAGUAGCUAGUACUUUCGAAGUAGCUAGUACUUAGUUGCACCCACUGUUACUUUUUCCAGUGUGCCAUUGACAGAUAAUUUUCAGAAACCUUGAUUUUGGGGGGUUUUAGGUUUUAUAGCAUGUAUACAGCGAGGGAGAAUAUUGCCCACCCCUACCCCCUACUCCUUCAGUGUUUCAAAAAAGUUAUGUAAC